Lycium barbarum (goji berry) is the source of this 2102-nucleotide messenger RNA. RefSeq names its product transcription factor bHLH55-like. Gene Ontology annotation, cellular component: RNA polymerase II transcription regulator complex. Lineage: Eukaryota; Viridiplantae; Streptophyta; Magnoliopsida; Solanales; Solanaceae. The record is from RefSeq and is a predicted model, not a curated record. Gene Ontology annotation, molecular function: protein dimerization activity; RNA polymerase II transcription regulatory region sequence-specific DNA binding; DNA-binding transcription factor activity, RNA polymerase II-specific. The transcript has 3 exons. Bases 93 to 1157 code for a protein of 354 amino acids. Gene Ontology annotation, biological process: regulation of transcription by RNA polymerase II.
UCAAAACCCUAACUAACGUAUCUUGUUCUUUAUCAUCUUUCAAUUAGAAUAACAAAAAGAAGAUCAAAAUCUAUUAGUGCUUAAUUAGUUCAAUGGAUGAUAAUUAUCUUUGGGAGAUCUUCACUAAUAAACAAAAUAUUAGUGAAGAUCAUGGAGAUCAUCACCACCAGCUACUUCAGAUUCCUAAUUUCCAAUUAAAUGGAUUUUUCCAACAAACUCAAAUCCAUAAUCAAGAUUUGAUAAGUGAUCCUCAUGUUUCUUCGCCAAUUAUUACGCCUCAGUUCCAAACAAGUUGUGAUCAGCUAUGUAAAUUUUUACCAGUCAAGAGAAGUACUUCAAUUAUUACACCUCAGUUCCAAACAAGUUGUGAUCGGCUAUAUAAAUCUUCAGUCAGCACAAGUACUUCAAUUAUUGCGCCUAACCAUCAGUUUCCAACAAGUUGUGAUCAGCUAUAUAAAUCUUCAGUCAGCACAAGUACUUCAAUUAUUGCGCCUGAUCAGUUUCAAACAAGUUGUGAUAGGCUAUAUAAAUCUUCUGUCAAUAGUAGAAGUAGUAAUCUUGAUGAUGAUAAUAAGAAGGGGCUAAGAAGUGAUGAAUCAAAUGAGCUCAAGAAAGUUGUGCAUAGAAAUGUUGAAAGGCAAAGAAGGCAAGAAAUGGCAAAUCUUGUUGCUUCUCUAAGAUCUCUAAUUCCAUUUGAGUUCAUCAAGGGUGAACGGUCAAUAUCAGAUCACAUGCAAGUAGCUGUGAAUUAUAUAAAGCAAUGUCAGAAGAAUAUAGAAGAGUUGGAUAAUAGAAGAAAAAGGAUCAAAAAUAUUUCAUUGGAUGAUCAAAAUAAAAGUUCAACAAAUUAUGUGCACAAUCAUAAUAGUAAUAAUUGUGUCACAGUGAACAAAUGUGAAGAUGGCAUGGAGAUUUUGAUUAAUGUCAAUAAUGGCCAUAAAGAGGAAAUAUUUUCAUUGUCCAAAGUGCUGAGAUGGCUACUUGAAGAAGGGCUAAAUGUGGUUAGUUGUGUUAAUUCCAAACAUGAUGAAUGGACUUUGAUCAGGAUCCAAUGUCGGGUAAGUGAUAUAUCAUCAGGUCUUACUGCAGCUGGGCUGCAAAAGAAACUGACUGAUGUGAUUAAUUAUCACAAAGAAGGAGAUGGAUUCAGAGUUUAAAUUUGGUGCGUUUGAUUUUCAAAAUUCUUAGCACUGAACUAGCUACAUUUCUAAAGUCGUGGUUUCAAAAUCUAACAUAUGUUAAAAUUUCGUUGUUUUUUCACAUGUAUAUAUAUCUUGUGUCAAAAAUAUUGAGUUUGGUUGAGUACUCACUAUUAUCUAUCAAAGAAUAACAAGGUUUAGUCAGUGGCAUAUCCCAAUACAAGUUUGUGGGUUUGACGUUAGAGAACCAACUCGAGCUUCUAGCCUUCUAUGUUAGUUUGUGCGAAAAAUAAGUAUUUUAGAUAUAUAUGUAUUUCAAAAUUUGCUCUUUAAACUCAUAAAUUAAUAUCUAGCGUCUAAAUUCUGGCUCUGCCACUGUUAUAUUUAGUUUGUGUCCGGACUACCUUUAGCAAUGGCGGAGCCACAUAGAACAUAUAGAUCAAAAAUUUGUUGUCUUUGUAUAUAUAUUAAAUCUUUGAACAUUUUUUACGAAAUUUAUGAUUCCGCCACUGGCCCUUAGUGUUAUACAUGUUAGUAUCUGAAUAUAUUGCUGCAUACAGUUUUUAUUAUUAUAAGGACUUAAUCUCAGUGUUGAGAGCAUUCGAGCAUGUAGCUAAAAGUAAGACACCUCUUCGCUGGCUAAUGUCCUUGCUUACUUGUAAAGUUACAUAUAUAUUCCAACUUUGUCUUAAUUAUUUGAUUGCUUAAGAUAUGGCUUCUUUUUUUCUUUUUGGUCAAAGCAUAAGACAUGGCUAUGAAUUCAUAAUGAGAAGAAGAAAUAUUUUCUUAUGCUAUUAUAAGGUUCUUGUUACUACUAGAAAUAGAAGUUUUCCCACCAACAUUCAGUGGGAAAUUUGUCCUAUAGAACAUGAUUUUCCCACCUCAUUCCUACUGAAUUCCAGCUCACUGGGAAAUGCAUGGUGGGAAACAGGUUCACAUUGAAAUGCUGCGAAACUUCCUAAU